UCUUUCAUGGCGAGCAGAGCUGCUGAUCCGUUCACACUCGCUAUUCUCAAUUUCACUCGCCCAUCAGAUCAUAUCUCUGCGGGAAAAAGAUGGAGUUCGAGAAGAUCAAGGUGGCCAACCCCGUUGUUGAAAUGGAUGGAGACGAAAUGACUCGAGUUAUCUGGAAAUUCAUCAAAGACAAGCUUAUUUUCCCUUUCCUGGAGCUGGAUAUCAAAUACUUUGAUCUUGGACUGCCUAACCGUGAUUCCACUGAUGAUAAGGUUACUGUCGAGAGUGCUGAAGCUACUUUAAAGUAUAACGUGGCUAUUAAGUGUGCCACGAUUACUCCUGAUGAAGCUCGUGUUAGAGAGUUCGGGUUAAAGAAAAUGUGGAGGAGUCCCAACGGAACUAUAAGGAACAUUUUAAACGGCACGGUUUUCAGGGAGCCUAUCAUUUGCAGAAACAUCCCUCGUAUUGUUUCAGGAUGGACGAAGCCAAUCUGUAUUGGAAGACAUGCGUUUGGUGAUCAGUAUAGAGCCACUGAUAUCAUUGUCAAUGAGCCAGGAAAACUAAAACUGGUUUUCGAUUCAAGGAUAUAUUCCAAGAAGUUUAUGAAACUAAUUGGAGAUCCAAGUAUGAAGCUGCAGGGAUAUGGUAUGAACAUCGUUUGAUAGAUGAUAUGGUUGCGUAUGCCAUGAAGAGUGACGGAGGUUACGUCUGGGCAUGCAAGAACUACGAUGGAGAUGUACAGAGCGAUUUCUUAGCCCAAG
Molecule: messenger RNA, 749 nt
Organism: Camelina sativa (false flax)
Lineage: Eukaryota; Viridiplantae; Streptophyta; Magnoliopsida; Brassicales; Brassicaceae
Source: RefSeq, a predicted model, not a curated record